Messenger RNA from Prorocentrum cordatum, 160 nucleotides. NCBI's taxonomy places the organism in Eukaryota, Dinophyceae, Prorocentrales, Prorocentraceae. The record is from the annotation of a GenBank genome assembly.
GACCAGCCGCUUCUCGGUGGCCUUCCGGGUGUUCGUGGAGGGGAGCUCGCUCGUCAUCGACACCACCACGGUCACCCACGACGUGCCCUUCGGGGAGACGUUCUGCGUCCAGGACCGGGCGCGCCUCGUGCCCUCCGUCGGCGGCGUCGCGGUGGAGAAG